GUGAAGGGUGGACUCGCAGCGUCACCGUUUCAAGGCCGUCUACCCUCAAUUCUCUUACUUCCAGUCUAAUUCGGAUCCUCUAUAUUUGAGGGGGGAAAUAAUAAUACUGGGAACUUAAAUUCAAACUGUGUUCUUAAUUCUUGGAUGUACCAGAAAUUUUAGUUAUAACUUUGAGAGGGACUUGGAAAUGUCCCUGACUCAAUAAAAACGAAAGGGGAGCCAGAAAAAAUCCCACCAUGGAGCAAAGGCUGGAACGAAUAGUGUGUGUGGUUAUCAUUGUGAUGGCGACAGUCACACUUUGUGACAAGAGUAUAUUUGACUGGGUACCCAAGGAUAAUUAUGGUAAAAUAAACGGACUUAUGGUAGCUAUAAAGAAAACCAAGGACUGUAAAGCAAAAACGCAACAGGCGAUGACCUUACCCAAACACAGCGUAUCUCAGAUUCCGAGAGCUAACCAACUUUUGAACAAAAUCUGGUACAAAAACCGAACUGCUCUUGUUCAUAUGCAUAAUAUGGCACUAAACAGGGCUUACUUUUACAGCUACAUAUUUCAAAAGUUAAACAAAUCUCAGACAGACUUCCAGUAUCAGCCAGGGUGGUUUUAUAACUACGUGUCUGUAACGGCGGAUACCAACGCUAACAAGGGGAUCUUCAACGCAUCAGCUCUCAUGUUUGACAACCACAACUAUUAUCCUAACUGGAUGACAAACUUUGACUUCAAUAAGACGCUCCCGUUGUUCGGUGUUCGAUCUUUUAGAUUUGACGAUACAUUCGAUAUGGGAGUUAUUCUCCGAGAACCUACUGGAAGAACAACGUUAGUGCAGGAUAUCGGGGCUAUAGGGAACUACACACACAAAGGUUAUAAAAUGGCCCCUUGGUACAGCUUUUGGCUUCCGGAUAAUGAACCUACAAUGGACUCAGUGCAAAAAUUUACUUACGCUGUGAAUGUCAAAUAUGCCAAUGGAACGGGGCGCUGGCUACAUGACGAGUUUCAGACCACCCCGUUUUUUGGUCCGAAUUCUCCCGGUAUUGGUGACACAGACGAUAUGUACAUGCCUGUACGUUUUACCGAUGCUUACUUUGACUGCAAAAUGUCCAACAAAUGGGUUGUAAGCGCCGUCGCACCCAUUGUGGACUUUAUGCCGAGAUAUUCUAACUGGACCCACCUCAGGCGACCAAAAUUUGUCGGCGUGGCCGUGAUGGAUAUCGACUUUAAGAAGAUCGACUUUAACGCUUGUCCAGUCAGUAUCGGGAACCCUGGUCCAAGUUUCUUGUCGGGAGUCAGCAAGUGUAAAACUAAGACAACACAGUGUAAACAUGUUUCUGGAAAGGGCUUUAAGCGAGGGGCGUAUACCUGCAUCUGUAACUCCGGGCGCAGCUACCCUCCAAGAGUCGGACCACCAUGGAAAGGCGGGGAUUUGGAAAAAGCAACUGAGUUUGAAAUUACUGUUGGUUAUAAUUGUCGACCGACACAAUAUCUCCGGGUGCUUCCGGUUGUGGACACAAGCGCCCUUAAUGUAAAAGUAGAAGGAGACUCUGGAUCGGAUCUAUUCUUAACUGAUCGCUACACUGGACGCCAACUCCGGUCAGUCAAUGCCAGCCAAUUCUAUGGUCCAGUCCGAAGAGAGGCUGUGAGAAAAACGCAGCAACCACGCGCCAUUAAACGCGAAGCUGUAAAAAAAGAUUACAUCGAUCAAGAUUUCAAUAGAGAGCCUCUAAUAAAGAAACAAAAGAAGAAGAGAAAGAGGCGAGAGGCUCAGUUUGACCAGAAGAAUUUUGACAGAAUGCAAGGCAUUUUCAAAACAAUCAAGAAGAUAAACAGAGAUAACUGUAAAACGUUUUCAAACCGAGCUAUGCUCCUACCUGGGGAUGUUGGAUACGGUGUAGAGACCAAGUUUGACACCCAGGCCCGCUUUGCUCUCCGAAUUUCUCAUCUUCUAAGCAACUGGUUUCAGAAUGUAAUUCCAGGUGAAAAUUUUGGUUACCUUAAAGGUGGGAACAGAAUUCAUCACGAAUUAUUGUUUGGAGAGGUGCUAGCUAACGUUUUGGCGGAUUACAAGGUGCUAUCCAGCGGCAUAUACUUCGAACCCCAUGUGUUUGAGGACUGGGAUGGAAAGUCGAGGGAGUUCUUCGGUCCUUUUGCUUGGAAGCGGGACAAGAGCGUGUACGCCAUUGACACGGCAGGAUUCAAGAAAAAAUACAUUGAUGAAGAUUGGUACGUUAGAAUCCGCCAGCGUUGGCAGACGAACACUGCAGGCGUUAAGAAGUACAGGAUGAAGGCAAAGGUACGCUCUGAUAUUAAAGGAUCGAGCUCGGUGAACUUUGAAUACUACCCAAUGGGAUACAAAGCGCCUAGUGUUACACAUGGAAUAUGGACUCAGCCUUACUUCCGAUGUGACGGUCGUGUGGACGCCUGGGUAAUUACGUAUGCUGUUCCGUUCAUUGGUUUGGAUAGGCUUAGGUCCAAACUGAAAUUUAAGGGCGUAGUUACCGUUGACAUUCCAUUAGAGGCUCUGGAGAUCAACCAGUGUUACCAGUCCUUCAGCGUCCAAAACGCUUUCAAAAACACCGCCAGGUGUCACUACCCAUCCCAAACAUGCUCCCCCAUCGCCGGAUACAAGUUCUCCAGAGGCGCCUAUAAAUGUGCAUGUCGCCAAGGUUACGAGUACCCUUUUAAAGACGGACGCAACUUCUUCCAAGGUUCACUUGUAGACAUCGAAUACGAAAAGAAAAUGGCGGGACUUUUCAAUCUGUACGAUUCUCUGAAGUGUAGGACACAAGGCGUAUCCAUGGUGAUAUGCAAUACAAUUACACUAGUUGUAAUGGCCAUCAUCGCUGUUUUCAGCAAGAGCAUCUGACUUUUGUCAUCAAUUAACUAUAAUCAGCUAUAAUCCUGCCAAUACGUAGAAUCAUUUUGUUUUCACGUGGUCAUUUCACAUCUGAUAUCCAAGGACUUCAUUACAUUAUAGCUAUUCAUUAGUGAUUAAGUGAGUUCGGUAUGAAUGUGAACAACGUGCUUGUAUGUAUCUGCUAAAUACAUUGUAUUUGUAUAUGAUACUCUUGUCUUUCUGCCUUAUUUUACUGUUAAUAGUAUACUUUUAUCUGAUUUUACGAUACUGUGAGACUGCUGAAAUUACCCGUAUGAAGAAAUCCACUAUUGCGUCAUCAUAAUGUUUACAUGAAAUCCAUAUACAUUGAAUUCCGUUAAGUAUUGUUACUACAUUAUGCAUUUCAUUAAUGUAUCCUAUGAUAAUUAAAUAAUAAACAUAUAUUAGUAUUCA
Ostrea edulis (European flat oyster) is the source of this 3281-nucleotide messenger RNA. RefSeq lists its product as uncharacterized. The transcript has 9 exons. Lineage: Eukaryota; Metazoa; Mollusca; Bivalvia; Ostreida; Ostreidae. The record is from RefSeq and is a predicted model, not a curated record. The coding region runs from base 237 to 2858 and encodes 873 amino acids.